CGGUGAAGUUCCAAGAUGGCUGGACGAAAGCUUGCUAUGAAAGCCAUUGACUGGGCAGCAUUUGGGGAGAUCAUACCUAAAAACCACAAAGCCAUUACUAAUGCCUUGAAAUCCCAUAAUGAAUAUCUUAUGACCAGAUUGGCUACCCUGCCUGAGAAGCCACAAGCGAUCAAGUGGGCUUACUACAAGGAAAACGUGGCCAAGCCUGGCCUUGUGGACGAGUUUAAGAAAAAGUUCAAUGAGCUGAAGUUUCCUGUGCCAGAAGAUAAAUUCAGUGCCCUAGGGGAUACUGAAGAACAGGAAGAUGCAAAACUUGAUGCUGAUUUUGUGAAAGCUUCAAAUGCUAGGAUUGCAGAACUUGAGAAAGAGAUGGAAAAGAUCAAGAAUAUAAUUCCUUUUGAACUGAUGACCAUUGAGGAUUUGAACCAAGCCUUUCCUCAAACCACACUGGACAAGAAGAAGUAUCCUUAUUGGCCCCACAAGCCAAUGGAGAACCUCUAA
This is a messenger RNA of Trichosurus vulpecula (common brushtail), 501 nucleotides long. Its product is annotated as ATP synthase subunit d, mitochondrial-like. The record is from RefSeq and is a predicted model, not a curated record. The transcript has a single exon. Gene Ontology annotation, biological process: proton motive force-driven ATP synthesis. Gene Ontology annotation, molecular function: proton transmembrane transporter activity. Bases 16 to 501 code for a protein of 161 amino acids. Lineage: Eukaryota; Metazoa; Chordata; Mammalia; Diprotodontia; Phalangeridae.